This is a messenger RNA of Toxotes jaculatrix (banded archerfish), 1295 nucleotides long. RefSeq names its product cytochrome b-245 light chain (gene cyba). The transcript has 6 exons. The record is from RefSeq and is a predicted model, not a curated record. The coding region runs from base 82 to 639 and encodes 185 amino acids. Gene Ontology annotation, cellular component: NADPH oxidase complex. NCBI's taxonomy places the organism in Eukaryota, Metazoa, Chordata, Actinopteri, Toxotidae. Gene Ontology annotation, molecular function: heme binding. Gene Ontology annotation, biological process: superoxide anion generation.
UUCCUUGUAGAGACAAUAAAGUUGAGAGUUGCUCUCUGGUGAGUUUCAGUCGUCUGCACAAGGGCAGGUUCAGUGGACGCAAUGGGGAAAAUAGAGUGGGCGAUGUGGGCCAAUGAGCAGGCUCUGGCUUCGGGACUCAUUCUCCUCACUGGAGGCAUUGUGGGGGUGGCUGGGCAGUUCAGGGGCUGGCAGUUUGCUGCUUAUUCAGUUGCUGCUGGAGUGUUUGUGUGUCUUCUUGAGUAUCCCAGAAGCAAGAGGUCUAAGGGCACAAGUGUGGAGAGAACGGGCCAAUACUGCUUCACUGUGUGUGUAAAAGCCUUUGGGCCAUUGACAAGGAACUACUAUGUCAGGGCAUUUUUACAUGCUGCGCUAUGUGUACCCGGAGGUUUUAUGCUUGCCACUGUGCUCGGUUGUGUCUGUCUUGGUAUUGCCAGCCUCAUCUACCUUGCAGCAGCUAUCCGUGGUGAACACUGGGAGCCCAUUUUACCAAGGAAGGAGGUCCGAAAACCAGCAGAAAGCAUGAAGAAUCCUCCUCAGAACCCACCUCCAAGACCUCCUCCAGAGAUGCGCAGGAAACGGGUAGAAGACCUGGAGGGAGCAGCCUAUGACAACCCCAUCUCUGUUACUGCCAACGAGUAACCAUUCUGGUGCCCUAUCCUUUUACAAUGUCUUCCUGAAAUUAUCAUACAGUUAAACCCAUCAAAACCAGUCACAGUGUGACGUCAGCAGGUCCUGUGAUUCUGGACAAAUGCCUUUAUACCUCAACCUGCAGAGAAAUGUCUUGAAAACAGAGAAAAACAUUUCCCAGCAAGAACUGAGAAUUCAAAGAAGGAUGGGUAAAGUGAACAUCAUAUUUUACUUCUGAACAAAAAACAUGCCACAGGAGAUAAAUGUAAAUGCUAUAGCUGGUAAGUGGCAACCACAUAUAAAUAUUGUCAAGUCAAACAACUGUACAUUGUAUUUUUACUGCUGUCAUAAAAGUCUAAACCAAAACCUAUUUUCUCCUCCAACUACCAUUCAUUUUGAGAUCUGUUGUGUCCACUGUAUUGAGUUGUCAAGCACAGAUCUCACACCACCCAUAACAAUAUUACAUACUGUAUAAAGUAUAUUACACUGUAUUCUUAACUCUUGUGUAUUUGUGUGUUUUUUACAUCAACAAAUCAUAAUACUGUAGGACUACAGUGUACUCUUUGCUAGUAUUAAAUUGACAAAUUAUCUUUUGGCAGUGCCAUGUAUUACAUUACUGUACUCUGUACUUUUUAUCUCUUGUAAAUAAAUCCAUUGUGCCCACUGAA